CAUGAUAUCAAUCGUAGCAGAGCAUUGGUAAAAAUAUUAGAAAAUUUAAGUUUAUCAUCAACGAAAUGGUAGGUCAUUUAAAGUACACAAGAUGCAGCAUUAUAGUAAUCAAAGUGUUUUCACAAAUGAUGCAAGAAAUAAUAGGGAAAUCAGAUGUUCAUCCAGAUCAAAUAUACCAAAUUAUAAUGAGAGCAAAAAAGUUUAAAGAGAGAUUAAAACAUUCAGAGAUGACAACGAUACAAACUCUUCAGACGGACGGAUUUUCAAAUCUAGAUGCAAGUCUGGUAUAUAAGAUCGGAAAAUUCUUUAACUUCAUUCCACCACCGACACGUCAAUGGGGCGCUUCUCCCCUACCGAAUGACAUAGAAAUUGGGGAUGAUAUCGAACGCAUCAGAAAUGCCAGAAAUGAAAUGGUUCACAGAAAGGACUGUGAAAUGUCUGAUGAUGAAAUGUCGUUUUUUUUCACUGAGUUUAUUGCAGUCGGAGAGCGCAUUGAUGUCUAUCUAAAUAAAGAAAGUGGUAUUGGAUUCAAAGACAGUAUAAAAUUGUAUCAAACUUGCCCUCUUGAUGAAAAAAUGGAAGAAAAUGCAAAAGCGCUACAAGGAAUCGAAUCACUGAAUGAACAGUUUCAAGUCUCAGUUGAUGGGAAAGUUAUCCGCGUUUUCUAUGGAAAUUCAAUGAAGGAGUUGAUUGAAGGAUGUCGACAGGAGGAUGCAUCAUCCAGUUCUGCCGUGAUAUUUGUUGUGAAAGGUGUUGAGGAUUCAGAAAAUAAAGCAGAACUUCUGAACUCAUUAAGCGAUCAGAUAAACAGUGGUUCUGUAGCCAUUCAAUUAAAAGAAGCAAGGAAAGGUAGCAUCAUACUGUACACAGAUAUUAAGGAUUCUGUUUUACAGAAUGGUAGGAGUUUUGCUCAUGAAUUAUCGACAUUUAUGGAGCUAGUUUUUACCACAGUAGAAUUGAAGUUAACAACUGACGAAACAUGUAGUGUCAUCAUCAUACCAAAUGAAGACGAUGAACAGACUUCGGCAGAUGUGGAAUUUUGUGACAAUAUUGAGAACACAGAUCUUGUAUUGGAACUAAAUGUAUCGAAAGAAGUUUUUAGUACAGAUGAGUCAUUUCAGCAGCAUGUUGAUUGUUUCAUUCAAAAGGUUUCACAAAUGACGAAUGAAAAGGAAGCUCUGAUAAGAUCAGAUAGGAUAGCAGAAAUGUAUCCGGUUCAUGGUCGAGACUUGAAAGAAGAUGUACCUGAUAAUGAAAAUUCGUCUGAUCAAGACAACGACGACGAAAAGCGAAACCAAGAAAGUGGUGAAAACAAAUCUCAGUAUCAGAUCCCUGAAGAACAUAUAACAGGUAGGUCUAGUUAUCAAGACAAUAAUGAAAUUAAUGCUGACAAGUCAAAUUUGAAAACACAACACGAAAGUACAGAUAACAAAAGUUCCUACGAGUCGACUGAGACAGAGCGUAUAACAGUUAAACAGGAAGACCCUUCUCAGCCUAAUCAAGUUUCAAACAGAGGGUUGACUCUGAAGUCUGAUACAAAGGUAUGUAAUGACGCUUGCAACUUUGUAGAAAUGGUUCAAGCUCCGAGUUCAGAGAUAGACCUACCUGACAUAGUUGACGAGAUUAAUGAAGACAUCUUGAAAAAAAAGAAAAGAAAAGAAAUCACAGAUGAAGAUGGCAAUGACAGACCAGAAAUAACUUACAAUUCAGAUAAGGUUGAAAAGCAGAUAGUUAAGUUAUGUUUAUCAAACGUAGAAAACGAGAUUACAGGCAAAGGUAUAGCAAAUAAAAAUAGUGUAUUAGAAGGGUUUAUAAAAAAUCUUGGGUUAGAAAACUAUUUUCCUGAUAAGAUCAAUUUAAUUGACGUUAUGGUUGUACAAAAUCCUGUUAAGACUGUUAGUUACACUGAUGUACCAUGGAUAAUUUUAAGAAGUCUUGUUAUGGGUAAUUUCAAUUCUCGAGAUAAAAUGGUUCAGGAAUUGCUAGAAAAAUCAGAAGAAACAAAACCAACAACAAAACCGACGGUUUCUGGAGAAUAUGAUAAUAUUUUUGAAAGUUUGCUUGAUGAAGAUGAAAAUACUAUGUCCUUAAAUCCUAUGGAUCUUUUGGUUAUUCUGUUUUAUUGUAGUUCUCCUAUCUUUAAACAGAUUCUUGCACAGAAGCUAUUUUUAUGCAAAUUAGCAGUUCCAAUUUGCUUUCCAUCAUUAACUCCUGAUAAAAUUUCAUUUUCAACAUGGAUGUUGCAGACCAUUAUCAUAGAUUGCAAAACAGAAACAAAAGGUUCACAGCAAUCAGAUAUUACAAAUUGCCCUUGCCAUACAGUUGGUUUUCUGCGUUUAGGUAAAAUUUCUGUGUCUAAAUCCAAAGUGAUUAAUGAUGUUCUGACGGAUCAAUACCACAAUACAUUUUUCAACAAAGACUGCCCUUUGGGGACAUCUGCAAGAAGCAUAAGUGACGGCACGAUCGAAGGUGCAUGGAUCCUACCAUCAGAUCAAUCGGAAUUUUCAAGUGAUGUAGUCAUGUGUUUGAAUUUGCGGGGUGAUGGACUGACAAACGAAAGUCAAACUAAACGUUUAAAAUUGGUUUCGUCAAUAGUGGUUGUUAUGAUAGAUGUAACAUUGUUACAAGAAGAAACGCAAAGAAAUGUUUUAUUAGAUUUGCACAAAUCAGUUAAAGGUGUUGUCAUAGCUAUUGAUGCAAAUUCAGUUGACAAGAACCUUCUUAGAAAUAUCUACAAGGAGUAUUCAAGUCGCAUCGAGCAUUUUAUGAAACAGACGGAAUUUUGCAUAUUGUCGAGAGAGGGUAAAGCAACAAGUGUUUCUGAUAUCAAAAAGUCAAUUCGACGGUCUAUAACAAAAUUGACAACAAAUGUAGAACCUACUACUUUAUCACAUCGGCUUGAUAAUAAAGGAUACACACAUUCUGAAGUUGACAGUAAAUUUAAAGAAUGUAGGGAGAAAGCAGAAUACAUUCUUCGCUAUAUGGACACUAGGCAUUCCAAUAUCAAAGACGUUGUCCCUCUUCAAGGUGAAACUUGGAGGACUUGGACAAAAUACUGUAAAACCUUGAAUAAGUCUAGGCAGUAUACAUCGAUUCAAGAAGCAGACACAAUUAAGCAAAAAAUGAGAGAAGUAAGAAAUAAACAAAUGCAUAUUUGCAAAAAUUUAGGUCCAUUUAUGAAAUCAUUCAUUGAUAUAACUGUUAAAUAUUUGGAUCAAGAUCUUCUUUUUAGUUUUUUUAUUUGGUGGCUAAAAUUACUAUUGGAUGAUAGAUCAAGAUUUGUUCUUCCAAAAUAUCUAGCAGAAUACCAGCAGGAUUGGCAGGCACUACGAUCAGUCAAAAAUCAAAAACAACAAGACGUUAUGGAAAAUUUAAGAAAGAAACUCAACAAAAGUGAAUUUGAACUAGCUGAGGCUUCUUUUGGAUUAGAACAUUUGGUUCGAGAAAUUGGACAAAUGUAUGAAACAAUGAAUGAGCGUAAAUUGGAAUCUCCGUGUAAUUUGCAUCUUGAGACCAAUCUUGCGAAAAUUGGUGCAAAAAUGCUUUUAAGCGGUCAACCAUUUGAAUUAAUGGAUGGAGAUGCGGCUAAUGUACCUGUAAUAUGGGUCAAAGCAGUACUAACUGAGUUAAAAGAUAUGAUUGGAGACAAGAAUUUAUUGGCAUUAUCUGUCCUUGGUGUUCAAAGUUCUGGGAAGUCAACAUUACUAAAUACCAUGUUCGGUUUGCAGUUCGUUGUAAGCGCAGGUCGAUGCACACGUGGUGUCUUUAUGCAGCUUGUCAAAGUAGAAAAGGAUAGUGUUCCGGUCGACUUCAUUGUCGUUAUUGAUACUGAAGGAUUAAGAGCUCCAGAACUAGCUGAUCAAAAAUACAGUCACGACAAUGAAUUAGCAACCUUUGUUAUUGGUUUAGGGGACAUCACCAUAAUCAAUAUCAAGGGUGAAAAUACUGCAGAAGUCAAAGAUGUUCUCCAAAUAGCUGUUCAUGCCUUCUUGAGACUUAAGCUUGCAAACAGCAGAUUAAAUCUGAAACAAAGUUGUAUUUUUGUUCAUCAAAACGUACCUGCUUCUGAUGCUAAUGAUAAAAUGAUGCAAGGAAGGCAAAAAUUUCUGGAAACACUGGAUAAAAUGACACAGGAAGCUGCUGAUCAAGAAAAUAUAGGUGAUAUUCACUCUUUCAGUCAAGUUAUAGAUUUUGACUGUAAUAAAGACGUUUGGUACCUGUCAGACUUAUGGAAUGGUGAUCCUCCAAUGGCACCCAUAAACCCAGGGUACUGCAGACGGGUCGAGGAAGUCGGAUGUACCAUAUUAUACGAAAUAGCUUCAGUCCGAGAAACAUAUCUUACAAUUACUGAUACCAUUGCACGGAUUGAAGAUUUGUGGAAAGGAAUAUUCAAAGACGAUUUCGUAUUUAGUUUCAGAAAUAGCUUAGAGCUGAAGGCAUAUAACAAUAUGGAACAGAAAUAUCAAGAAUUGUCCUGGAAAUUGGAAAAAUUUGUUUCAGAGUUUGUUCUUUCAGAAGCAAAAGGCCAACUUAUGUAUUGUUCGAAUGAUGAAGAUUUGGCAAAUUCCAUACCAAGGAUUUUAAAACUAUGUUCGAAUAACGUUUGCAAGCAGGUUGGUGUUUUGAACCAUGAACUGGAUAUUUUUGUUGACUCAAGUUCCCUGAAGGAUAUAAUGAUUCAGUGGAAACAAAGCAAACAGAACAGACUGAGGAUGAUGUCCGAAGUUUUAAUUGACAGAUCAAAAUUAGGUAUUUUGAAAAACAAAGGACGAGAUUUGGAUUGA
This is a messenger RNA of Mytilus californianus (California mussel), 4784 nucleotides long. Its product is annotated as interferon-induced very large GTPase 1-like. Lineage: Eukaryota; Metazoa; Mollusca; Bivalvia; Mytilida; Mytilidae. Bases 66 to 4784 code for a protein of 1572 amino acids. The record is from RefSeq and is a predicted model, not a curated record. The transcript has 7 exons. Gene Ontology annotation, molecular function: GTP binding.